UGCACCCCCAGGUUUAACUACGUUAAAUGUCAGAUUGCAAUAAACUAGAAGCUGUUGGUCGGGCCCGCGGAAAUGGGCGAGCAUAAUCUUCUUAAUCCCGGGUUUGUGGGACCUUUGGUAAACAUCCACACUGGAGACACUUUUUACUUUCCGAAUUUCAGAGCCUCGGGGGGACAACUGGCGGGGCUACCGUCUCUCCCCUACCCGAGAAGGGACAAUGUUUGCUCCCUCCCGUGGAACCCAUCGGAGCCGUGCAAUGGAUACUCUCAAUCCUACUUUAGCAGCCCCGUAUCUAUUAACCCUUCUUUCAACCGGUCGUGUGAAAUUACUCGACCGGAGGAGGGUAAAUGUUAUUAUAGCAACGGCAGCGCAAGCAACAGAGAGAGCUGUUCAGGUGGUGGGGGGAGCAGCCUAAAACGAGAGGAUAGGGCGAGGGACACAUCAUCAUCCAUAACAUCUGAUCACGGUAUGCACACUGGCAUGGGCAGCAACAACAGUGGUGCCUUUUCCAAGUAUGAUUAUGGGACCGAGCAACUCACUCAAGACCCGCAGUCCUGCCUAUCUCUGGAAUCCGAUUCCAACUCCUCGCUUCUAAACGAGGGCAGCAAACCGUCCUCCAGCGACCCUCAGACCCUGGUGUCACCAGGAAACCACACGGUCCACUCGGGCAACAUAACUGCAGUCGGAGGUGCCCCGUGGUAUCCGAUGCACAGCCGGACCCGAAAGAAACGCAAGCCAUACUCCAAGCUCCAACUGGCCGAAUUGGAGGGCGAGUUCAUGCUGAAUGAAUUCAUCACUAGACAGCGGCGGAGGGAGCUCUCUGACCGCCUUAACCUCAGCGACCAACAGGUUAAAAUCUGGUUCCAGAACCGGCGUAUGAAGAAGAAGAGACUGAUGAUGAGGGAGCAAGCUUUGUCCUUCUUUUAGAAUUAGCAGAGAUGCAGCAGUAUACGGAGAAUCGAUUGAUAGGCAGUAUUUCUCCUGUCUGCAAGUGCUAUAAAUGCAUGCAAGCACCUAGCCUACUCUCACUCCAUCUCUAUCACACAGGAGGUACAAAAAGAUCAGGAAGGUAUUUGAGGUGUAGGCCCCAAACAAAACGACCAAGUGAAUCUGCUGCCAUAACUUAGAAUCUCUGCAGAGUUGUGCCUGAUAGUACUUCCUGUAUAGUGUUGUGGUAAACCACUUAUACAGACGUUUAUAAACUUGUGAGAUGAUAUUCUUGCGUCCCCCGCCGGAUAGGCCUAAAGGAUGGAAUUAGUGCUUGGUGUCCUAGACUCUGGUAAAUUCCCAAGCCCUUAAAAAUGAAUAAUUUAUUUUGAUAAAUUAAUUAUAACCGUGUAAUACUCCUUAUUAGUCAUAUGGCCAAUGAAUAUGAAUUUGAAAACCAAAUGAACAAAAUGAAAAGCAAUGUCGCCUAAUAAGCAAAUGAGGCCAGAGUGAGAGAUUAACCCGUAAUCAAGGCAAUUCUCCAUUGUAGACCUAACUGAAUCAUUUUUAGGCGCAUUCAUUGUCACUGACGGUGUAGAUUGGUUAAGAUGGAGGACAUUUCCAGUUGUUUGAUAUCUCCAAAGUUCACUUCUAAGUGAUACGAAACACAAUACCCUUAUCUACUUUUCGUCUCCGCCACGUGUUUGUGCACGUUCACUCUCACGGGCACGGAGUAAGACUCCAAAACGCACAUCAGAGGAUCUUAGAGAUAGCUAAAACUCUAAAUCCAUGCCAGCCUCUUUAUGAAUGCAGCGCAUUGAACUAUUAUUUGCCAUGAAUUCGUUCAAGUGCUGACAACUUUUUCUAGAUAGUUUCACUUUUUUAAUCGCCUCUCUCGUCAUCUCCCCCUCUGAACCAACCGCCUCUCAUAACAUUGGUGUUCGCUCUUAGAAUAAAAUGAUCCAAAAUGGUUAUUUGGCUGUCCCCCAUAGCAUAGGGGACUGGAAAAGUCUCAACGGAUCCGUGGGACGUCCCAACUCUGACGUCACCCCAUUGAAGUUGAAAUUUAUAACGGUUAAGGUAGGGUUUAAGGUUAGAGUUAGGGUUUAGGUAAGAGUUAUCAUUGAGGUAAGGGUUAACCUUUUACUGCAGUGGGCUAAAUCAGGAUCACACACAGUGUUUCGUGGUAGUCUUAAACAAAUCUACUUUGAAACAAAAGUAUACACCACACACAUGGUUAUGUUUUGUUCUUAGAAUGUAACCUUUAUGUAACUAGGCAAGUCAGUUAAGAACAAAUCCUAAGAACAAAUUAUUAACUGUGAUACAGCCUGGAUU
This is a messenger RNA of Oncorhynchus tshawytscha (Chinook salmon), 2262 nucleotides long. RefSeq names its product homeobox protein Hox-C12a. Gene Ontology annotation, molecular function: sequence-specific double-stranded DNA binding; DNA-binding transcription factor activity, RNA polymerase II-specific. Gene Ontology annotation, biological process: regulation of DNA-templated transcription. The transcript has 2 exons. Bases 73 to 927 code for a protein of 284 amino acids. The record is from RefSeq and is a predicted model, not a curated record. NCBI's taxonomy places the organism in Eukaryota, Metazoa, Chordata, Actinopteri, Salmoniformes, Salmonidae.